ACAGCCCGAGGGGCUCCGUGAGUGUUGUCCUCCGGCGAUCGUCGUCCAGCCUAGCCCCCGGGCGCAUGCUAGGCAAUCCAACCGCCGCCGCCAUGCCUCUGGCACACGACAGGCUCGAGGUUCUGCAAGUGAGAAAGUUGGUGCAGUGCGUGCGCACAGGAGACAAGGCGCAGAUCACCAAACUGGUCCAGCAUGGAAUAUCCGGGCUUAUAAACUAUCAAGAUCCGGCAACAGGUGAGGGUGCACUGCAUGUGGCAGUGACUCGGAAUGACGAGGCCGUGGUGACACAGUUGCUGGAUCUGGGAGCUUCCCUGGGCACCCAGGACCUGGAGGGGAAGACCCCUCUAAUGACGGCCUGCCAGUACGGACACCUGCAGGCACUGGAGACGCUGGCAACAAGAGGAGUGAACAUGGCAGUGACGGACAAUUCUGGAAAGCCGGCCCUGUUCCACUGUUUCCAUCCCACCAACCGACAUGCCAAGUGCCUGGGCUUUCUCCUGGAGUGUGGAGCUGACCCCAACACCAGGGACGAACAUGGUUUCCCUGUUGUCUGCGGUGCAAGCAGUGAGGGGCUGGAGAGACAUCUCGAGAGAUUGCUGGAGAAGGGAGCCGACCCAAAUGCCAGGGAACCAAGAGAAGGCAAACCGGCACUAGUUCUGGCAUCAGAAGGAGGUCACGUGGAGUGUGUUCGGUUACUCAUGAGCCAUCCCAGCAUUGACAAGAAUGGCACAUACGGAGAGGAAGGCCUCUGUGCACUACACAGAGCAGCCAGUCUGGGUCAGUUCCUGGUAAUCCAGGUCCUCUCUGCUUACGGAGCAGACUUCACAGUUUCAACCACGCACCACGAGAACGCAGUCUUUUUCGCCACUCGCAGCAAUCAUCUAAUAGUCCUGAGGCUGCUUGGUCAGAGGGGGUCCCCAACCAAUGAUGAGAACGAACAGGGGGUGACACCCCAGAAAUUGGCAAAGCAGGAAGGAAUGAAAGACGCCAUGAAAGAACUAAAAAAGCUGACAAGUUUCCAGGACAAGAUUGCUCGUGGAGCUAAGCCAAAGGGAGCUGCUGAGCCAUGGGCUAUACAGCUGUACGACUGGACCCAAGUGAACAAACCCCGGCUUUUGGAGCUCUGUCGUGAGCAGCAAUCUGGCGAGGGAGGCGUGAUCACCACAGAAGCGUUUACUUCAGUGCUACACACAAUGGGAGCUCCACUGGAGUCCGAGGGUUUAACAAGUCUCCUGGCAAUAUACGACAAGAAAGGGGAGGGAGUGAUGAAUUACGACGAUUUCAUCUCCGAACAAAAGUUCAUUCAUGCGCAAUACAAAAUUGGUCCAGGUGAUGACAUCAAAGCAAAGAAGGGAAAGAAAGGCAAAAAAGGAGGGAAGAAGGGAAAAGGCAAAAAGGGAGGAAAGACAAAGAUAGUUUGUCCGAUCUACUACGAAGAGGCACGACCGCCUACAGCAGGCAUCCCAGACUCUGUCAUUGAAAAGGAGAUGUAUGUGACUGACAUGCAGAGGUUUUCGGGGCUGCCUACACAGCCUCAGCACCGCUAUGUGGAUGAUUCUGCAUGGUACCUAAUUCAUCCAGAACGACAGUACAUGCAGCUCUAUGAAGCAAUACGCCACAGUGACUUGAGUUCUCUCCAGACGGCCCUCAACGCCGGCAUGUCCGUGGACACGAGGGACAAGUACAACAAAACCCCUCUCAUGAUAGCCUGUGCCCACGGUCGCCCAGAUGUCGCCAAGUUCUUCCUGGACAGAGGGGCCGAUGUGAAUGCCAUAGACAAUUUUAGUUGGACUGCACUCCAUCACUGUGCGCACUCUGGCCAGGAGGGACUGGUGAGACUCCUGCUGGAUGCCGGGGCCAACAUUGACGCCCAGUCCUGCAACGGAGGAACACCUCUCAUGCGGGCUAUAGAAACAUCGCAGAAGAAUAUCGUGAAACUUCUUCUGGAGAGGGGUGCAAAUGUACAGAAGGAGAACAAGAAUGGACAUUCUGCACUGGAUGUGGCCAGGAACUGGGGGGAUGACUUCAUCUAUGCAGUAGUCUACGCCAAGGCUCAGACUCUGCCACCUGUAGUCAAGAAAGAUGACAAGAACAAAGGAGGCAAGGGAGGCAAGGGAGGGACCAAGGGUGAUAAAGGUGGCAAGGGAAAGAAAAAGAAAGGAGACAAGGAAGACUCAUUACCAAAGAUCCUCCCUGGUCCACCUUUGCUCCCGCUGCCCCCGCCCCCACGGCUACCAACACCAGCUGAAUACCUGCAAGAGGUCAGACGGACCACGACCCUCGGGAGCAUGCAUGCCUCGACACAUGUGAAGCCUUCCCCGGCCUACAGACCGCGACCUGCUUGGGUCUCUCGUCCUCCCACAUCCGAGGAUUACUUGGAAUCAUUGGAGAAGAUGAGAAAAGACACUGGAAACAAGGACUUUGACUUGGAUGAGACUCGGACUCCAUUCCAACUACAGAUUGAGGCUCGUGUGCAGGCCAUGGACAUUGCAGAUGUGUAGUCCAGUAUUUUUGUCUUAUUAUUUUUUUAUUGUUUGCACACAGUGACAGAUGUCUCUUUAAAGAUGAUACACAUUUUGUUUUUGUACGUAUGUUCACCGUAUUAUGCCGCGCCGCCGCUCGGC
This is a messenger RNA of Geodia barretti, 2624 nucleotides long. NCBI's taxonomy places the organism in Eukaryota, Metazoa, Porifera, Demospongiae, Tetractinellida, Geodiidae. The record is from the annotation of a GenBank genome assembly.